This is a messenger RNA of Emiliania huxleyi CCMP1516, 1612 nucleotides long. RefSeq lists its product as hypothetical. Gene Ontology annotation, biological process: protein N-linked glycosylation. Bases 63 to 1205 code for a protein of 380 amino acids. Gene Ontology annotation, molecular function: beta-1,4-mannosylglycoprotein 4-beta-N-acetylglucosaminyltransferase activity. The record is from RefSeq and is a predicted model, not a curated record. Lineage: Eukaryota; Haptophyta; Isochrysidales; Noelaerhabdaceae. The transcript is spliced from 2 exons. Gene Ontology annotation, cellular component: membrane.
GACUGCGCGCUGCUCCUCUUCUUCUCAGGCACCAGCACUGAGGACAACGAGCGUGCAUUUCAAUGAGCCUUCCUCGCCUAUUCACGUGUCUCAUGGUGGGAUCAGAUAGCGCCAGCCUGCUCGAGAUGCACCUCAACGCUACGAGCCUGCUUGUGAGCGCGUGGGUCGUAGUGGAGGCAGAAGUGAGCUUGGCUGGCAGGAAGCGCAGCGUUAAUCACGCAAUGAUCUCCCGGCUGGCGGUGCAGUAUGGAGUGGAUCGCGUUCAGCACGUGAUUGUACCGGCGGCGGAGAUGCACAUCGCAAACCAGUCUCUCCUGAGCCACCGCCUCGCUUUCGAGAAUGAAGCGCUGCAACGCAGCCGCUGCGCCUCAGCCGUGCGUACUCUGCAGGCUCAGCCGAUGGAUCAGGUGCUCAUCCUCGAUCCAGAUGAGCUUCCGAGCCCCGCGCAGCUCGAGGCACUCCGGCAUGUCAACGCCAACGACGACCACACCCUCUGGAGCCUGCCGAUGCUCAGGUUUCAUUACGACUUGGCUUGUCCGAGUGGUGGCUGGAGAGUGGGCAGAGCGGCAUCAUGGGCGCUCGUGCGGCGGCUGGCGGAGCAACAUCCCGAUCGUUGGGCAUACUACGUUCGUGCCACGGCUGCUCGACCUGCGGGCUUCUCUCGACUGCUGCGAGACGGCUCCCUGCCCAGUGCGUCGCCAGGCCUGCACAUGACGUUUGCUGUGACGGACGAGAACAUCACGCAGAAGGUCCUCUCGUUUGCUCAUACGGAGUUUGCGAGUGGACACGUCGCCAGCCGCGUGGGCGUGGCCGCGCGCGUGGCGGCAGGAUGCGAUCCGUUGAUGCGAGCAGACAAGGGCAGCCCGCGCCUCGCGUGCCACGCAAGAUGGAACGUGUCGCACAACGGGGCGGCGUGGCGAGCAUACAGUCAGCCUUGGAUGUCGAGCAUUGUGCACCAGUUUCUGCCUCACACAAUCAAGCGAGAGCAGUCUCGCGAGCGACUCGCGCUGCACGGAGCAGAGCAGACCGCCGUCUGCGCAGGGCUGUUUGGCGGAGGGCCCACCGGUGCACGGCUGCAGGAAUGGCUAGUAGAGCCAACUGCUGAUGCGACGCGGCUCAGACAGUGGCUGCACGAGCGACGCCCAAAAGCUCACGGGCGCCACCCACCCUUCCGGCCUCGCCAUGACCGUCACCUUCAGUCCUGACACGGACAUGGACAGCGUUCGCAUCGACUUCUCGUCGGAAGCGACCGCGAUUGUCCACGCCAUCGCCCAAGUGCAAGACAACGUUGAGCCAGGCCCCGCCGGCCUCUUGUUCCACUGAGGGGCGAUCAAAAGAGGAGUUGUUCCCUCGGCAUUAGUCGUAACUGGCCGGCGAUCGCAAUUCCCGGCGAGGUGCCGUGUCGACGGCGCGAGCUGAUAGCCCCCCGCUACCCAGUUGCACUCGUGCGACGUAGCGCUAGCGGGGGGGCAUGACUACGUUCUUACGCGCGUUGCAUCUUACAUAAGUUCCCGUUUUGGCCGCCGGGAACCACUCUCACCUCUGUGAAGCGACCAAUGUAGUGUGUCUGCCGCGGUUAUAUUUUAAUAUUACGUGAGACGCUCAUAUUGUG